Molecule: messenger RNA, 758 nt
Organism: Racocetra fulgida
Lineage: Eukaryota; Fungi; Glomeromycota; Glomeromycetes; Diversisporales; Gigasporaceae
Source: the annotation of a GenBank genome assembly
GAUGUGCCAGAUUUGAAUUUAGUGAUAAAGAUAUUAAAGAUUUAAAAGGAACUAUUAGUGGUCAUGCUUAUAGUAUUUUACGUACUGCUGAGACUGAUGAUGGUAUUAAACUUUUACAAAUAAGAAAUCCUUGGGGAACAGCUGAAUGGAAUGGUGCUUGGAGUGAUGGGAGUAAAGAAUGGACACCUGAACGUAUGAUUCAACUAAACCACAGAUUCGGUGAUGAUGGUACUUUCUGGAUGUGUUAUGAUGAUUUCCUUAAUUAUUGGGAUAUGAUUGAUAAAUGUAGAUUAUUUGAUUCAAGAAAGUUUAAACUAAGUUUACCUGAAGAAUGUCAUCUGAUUAUAGUUCUUCAACAACCUGAUGAUAGAUAUUUUUGUAAUGAACCUAAAUAUGAUUAUCAAUUAAGUUUCCAUGUAUUCAAAGACGGUGAAACUUCUUCUUACUUAGCCCGUAGUCGUUCGACAUUUGCUUUCGCUUCUCGUAGCAUAAACCAUGAAGUUAAACUUCCAGCUGGUGACUAUGUAAUUAUUCCACAUGAAGAUCAAGAACCAAAGAAAGAAAAAGAUUCGGAAAUUGAGGCUAAAAAACAUGAAUGGGAAUUGCAACUGGGAUUAAGAGUUUAUAGUAAAUACGCAGGAAUUAAAUUGGAAGGACUUCCAGAAGAAAAGGCUGAAGAAAAAGAUCCAGAGGUUGAUACUAAAGAUGAUGAGAAAAAGGACGAUGAGAAAAAGGAUGAUGAAAAAAAGGAUAAAUGA